Lachancea lanzarotensis is the source of this 918-nucleotide messenger RNA. RefSeq names its product LALA0S08e03554g1_1. NCBI's taxonomy places the organism in Eukaryota, Fungi, Ascomycota, Saccharomycetes, Saccharomycetales, Saccharomycetaceae. The record is from RefSeq and is a predicted model, not a curated record. The transcript has a single exon. Bases 1 to 918 code for a protein of 305 amino acids. Gene Ontology annotation, molecular function: aldose reductase (NADPH) activity. Gene Ontology annotation, cellular component: cytosol.
AUGUCUGCUCAAAACUCUACCACUACCAUCAAAUUGAACACCGGAGCCACAAUCCCUCAGGUAGGAUUUGGUACAUGGCGUUCAACUGAAGAAGAAGGAUACAACGCUGUUUUGAGUGCUCUACAAGAUGGAUACCGCCACAUUGACUCUGCUGCCGUUUACGGUAACGAGGCUGCUGUUGGAAGAGCCAUCCGCGACUCCAAAGUGCCUCGUAACGAGCUUUUCGUAACGACCAAACUGUGGAACACCCAACAUCGCGAGCCUGCCAAGGCUCUUGACCAGUCUUUGCAAAGACUAGGCCUUGACUACGUGGAUUUGUAUUUGAUCCACUGGCCUUUGCCUCUCAAGACAGAAAACAUCAAGGACGACAAUUUGUUCUCCGUCCCCACCAAGAAAGACGGCAAGCCAGACGUGGACUCCGAAUGGGACUACAUCAAGACGUGGCACCUCAUGCAAAAGUUGCCCGAAACCGGCAAGACCAGAGCUGUCGGUGUCUCUAACGUCUCGGUGGCCCAGUUGCAGACUCUGAUCAACAACAAGGACACUAAGGUGGUGCCAGCAACCAACCAGGUGGAAGUGCACCCAUUGCUUCCUCAACAAGAACUUUACGAUUUUUGCAAGCAAAACGACAUUGUGUUGCAGGCAUACUCGCCUUUGGGUUCCCAGGGCUCCCCUGUUGCUGAUGAACCUGCUGUCAAGGAGCUGGCCCAGAAGUACAACGUUGACGCCGCUCAGAUCUUGAUUAGCUGGGCUGUGGCCAGAGGCUACGUUGUGUUGCCCAAAUCUGUUACUCCAAGCAGAAUCAAGUCGAACUUCCAGGUUGUGAAGCUGACUGCUGACGACGUUACCAAGAUCAACAGCAUUCACAAGCAAAAAGGCGAACAAAGAAUCAACGACCCUGAAUGGUUUGAAUUUUAA